AUGCAACUCAACGUCCCUUACGUCCUCCUGGCUCUCACCGGCCUCCUCACCAACCUCAUCUCCGCCGGUACCAUCCACUUCGUCAACCAGGACGACACCGAUCGCACCAUCUACUUCACCCCCAACGAAGGCGGCGAGGAGAUCGACGAGCUCGAGAUCGCCGGCCUCGAGACCGUCGAGCAGGACUUCCCCGAGGCCUGGGUCGGCAACUUCUACUCGGUGUCCGAGGACGAGGACAACGUGCCGGGCAUGCUCGGCGAGGUGCGCUUCGACGGCUUCGCCGGCCAGACGUACUUUGACGUCUCGGCCAUCGUCAACCCGGAAGACGACGAGGGCGUCAAGAUGCUCUUCCCCCUCCUCUCGCCCACGCCGCUCUCGGGCUGCCAGACAUUCCCGUGCGAUAACGCGUACAACAAGUGGGAUGAUGUGCGUACCUUGAGUACCCCCGAGUCGGCGCUUGUCUGCCUCAUCGGCAACGUCGAUGAUGAGCGGAAGCGGGGCUUUUCCCGCGGCCGGGUCUCCCACUGA
Molecule: messenger RNA, 528 nt
Organism: Drepanopeziza brunnea f. sp. 'multigermtubi' MB_m1
Lineage: Eukaryota; Fungi; Ascomycota; Leotiomycetes; Helotiales; Drepanopezizaceae
Source: RefSeq, a predicted model, not a curated record